Molecule: messenger RNA, 528 nt
Organism: Anisakis simplex (herring worm)
Lineage: Eukaryota; Metazoa; Nematoda; Chromadorea; Rhabditida; Anisakidae
Source: the annotation of a GenBank genome assembly
AUGUUCCAGCCAAUGAUCACUACAUCAGAACAAAAACAACCUCAGAAGACAUCGAAGACUGCCAUCGAUUCUCGUUUGCGAUAUGUCAUUAUCACGUUCACGAUUCUCUUAGCUUCAAUUAUUUUUUUUAUGGCUACAAGAAUUAUUUUUACGGACCAAACGCAUUCAGCGCCGAUCACUUCAUUCCAAACUGCCACUAAAAGGACCAUACUAGACGAUGGUUGUAAGUAUCUAGGAUUAUCGUAUACGGCCGCCAGUCAAGGCGGUGGUAUUGGCAAUCAGCUAUUUGAAUUUAUUUCGUUGAUUGGAAUCGCGAGAACACUCAACAGGGGUUUCCUAUUUUCAAAUGCGGAACUUUGCAGGAUACCAUACGUAACUGCAACCAAUUUUGCUACAAUCAAAAAGCUGUAUCAGCUUUCGAAGUCAUUCCCGAAUCUUCCGCAUCAGUUUCGUGUACUCUUUCCUAAGGUAUCUGACCGAACAGAGCAUUUCUCUGCAACUUUGAUUAUGUGCUGUCAAUCACAAUAA